AAAUGACUUGCUUCUGAAUGAAUAGGAAGUUUCAUUUUAAAAAAUCGAUAAUAAAUACAGUCUACACAAUACAGGACUACAUUACUGAAUUUCAUCGUUUAUUUUUGUAAGAAAAAACAGCAAUGAUUGCAUUUCGAUUACGUAAUCUAUUCAAAAUUAAUGAACCCUUUAUGUAUAUACUAGUAAUGUUGUUUAAAUUUGGCGUAUGCCAGUUAUUUGAACGUGUAACUGUACAAGAAAAUAUUCCCCUGAAUACUGUGAUAUUUGAUUUAAGACCAGUGUUAGAACGACACUUCACUGGUGCCCUAUCUUCAUCGCCCUCAUCAUCAUCCUCGUCCUCCCCGAAAUCAACCAAUAAUAUAACAGCAUUCGCAAAUCAACAGGAGACAUUUUGGCCAUUUAUACUAGAUGAAUUUCUAGUUAAAUUAGCUAAACCACUUGAUCGUGAAAUGAUUUGUCUUAUACAAACAGAAUCACUGAGACAUCCCUCGAGUCGUAUGGAGACAAAAGUGACAUCUUAUAGUAGUAAUACGCAUCAAGUAUGUCUUCCUGGAGCUUGUUGUCAACUUUUACACGUUAAUAUAAUCACAAGUCCCACGGAAUUGCCGACACCUUUUUACAUACAAGUCGCUGUACAGGAUGUAAAUGACAAUCCGCCUAGAUUUCCGCCACUGCAUACACCAUACAUUGUAGUUAGAGAAGAUAUUAAGUCACAUGAGAAAAUAUGGCUACCACAAGCAUUCGAUGCGGAUAGUGUUCAAUUCAGUAUUGCUGAAUACCGUGCAGUGAAUUGGGUCCAUGGUAAUCAAAGUCAUUUUCAUUUAGGCGUUUCAGAUUCCAACGAUAUGGAUGAUGAUUUGAGCGGGGAAGUGAUGAAUAAAUUUACAGGUGAAAGGCAUACAAACAGUGAAUUAGGCAGACCUUAUUUAACGAUAACUGAAGAGUUGGACCGUGAAGCCAUUGAUCUUUACUCAUUCACACUGAUCGCCAUAGAUGGGGGCGGUAAUAAUCACAAUAAUAAUAAUAACAAUAAUCUACCUGGUAGCACUAAUAAGCCGCUUACUGGAUCUGUUAGUAUCAUAAUAAAAAUCUCAGAUGUUAAUGACAAUUCUCCAACAUUUGAACAAAGUACAUAUCGUGCUGAAGUAGCAGAGAACUCAGUGAAUUCGCCAAUCAUCGAAUUUAAUUUAGUCGAUCGAGAUAUCGGCGAUAAUGGCCGAGUCACUAUAAUUAUAGAUGAUCCUUCUGGACAAGCUCAACAACUUUUUCGUAUUGCCUUGCAACCAAGUCAAAAUCCUAAUUCGAAAAUGUACACUCAUCCUGGAUUUAUGAGUUCACAUUCCCAACAAAUGAAUACACCGGCAACAAGUCAUUAUAAAGGUUCCUUACAAGUGAUUGGUCCAUUGGAUGCUGAAAAGCAUCAGACACAAUUAAGAUUUCAUCUGAUUGCCAGUGAUCAUGGUCAACCGGUAUUGAAUUCCCGUUGUGAAAUACAAAUAAAUAUUAUAAAUAUCAAUGACAAUCCCCCGAAAAUUGUAUUUUUAAACAAUGGUAAAAGACUGUCAGAUGGACGUAUUUCACUGCCUGAAGUUGAAACACCACAGAGAGCUAUAGUCGCUUUAGUUCAUGUCACUGAUGACGAUUCACCAACAGAACAAAUUCGGUGUCAUUUAAUUAAAGAAGAUGACACAUUUUCAUUUGAAGAGACUGGUGGAAUCAACUUUUUAACACAGCAACAAAAUCAACAACCAUUCAGUUUAUUCAGUGAAACAAUCGGUAUUCAUUCCACUUAUAAACAGUAUGUUAUUCGGACGAAAAAAGUUUUGGAUCGUGAGGAGAAAAGUUUUUAUUCGGUUACCGUGGAGUGUAUUGAUGAUGAAGGCCCGUAUGCACUUUCAAGGAAUGCCAGUCUACAUAUUACAAUAACAGAUGUUAAUGAGCAUAAACCAGUAUUCAGCAAAAGUGUAUAUAACGGUCAAGUAAUUGAAAAUCAACUUCAUGCUGAAGUACAUAUGACUAUACCAAUUCAAGCAUCUGAUGCUGACUUAGGCGUAAAUGCUUUAAUUACAUACAGUUUAUUGAGUCCAAAUGAAUCAAUAUCACAAUUGAUAACAGGAAGCACGACUAGUGCAGCAUCAUCAGCUUUGACCUCACAGUCAUCAUCAUCAUCACUGACAUCGAAUAAUUAUCUCAACAGUACUGCAUUCUUUCGUAUAGAUCCAAUCACUGCUAAAAUAUGGACUAUUCAAUCAUUAGAUUGUGAAAAUCGUAGUGAAUACCACUUAAUAGUUGUUGCUAAAGACUCUGGAGUGCCUGUAUCACUUUCUUCUAGUGCAAGUGUUAUAAUUACUGUAGAAGAUGCUAAUGACAAUGUACCUGAAUUUGUUAAUACUCACUAUUUGUUUGAGGUACCCGAAAAUGCACCAGGUGGAACAGAAAUUGGCAUUGUACAAGCAAUGGAUAAAGAUGUUACAAUUGUCAACCAACGUGUUCGUUACAAUCUCCGUGGAAGUACUGAAGACUUAAAACUGAUUACAAUUGACCGCACCACUGGAAUAUUAAGAACUAGACGUCCAAUUGACAGGGAAUCCAGGUCAUCAAUCUCACUUGUAGUAGAAGCAGAGAAUGAAGUCCCGAUUCAUCGUUCACCGUCUAUGCGAGGUGAUAACUUAAACAUGCUUAUGAAACAUAUUGGCACAGAAGCAAGUGUAGUGAUCACAAUUUUAAAUUUAAAUGAUAAUCGACCUGAAUUCACGCUGAUUGAACCACAUCGUUCACAUGUCACUUUCACAUGGGAACAAUUAAAUCCAUUAGUAAUACCGAAGUCAACUCAAACAAAUAACACUUCUGGGAGUUCAGUCGACUCGAAAUCUGAUAAAAAUCAGAAAAUCCCUCCUCUAGAAAAUGCUAACCCAGUAUGUGAGCCACUGCCACAUCGUGUGAUCGACAGAGAUAUGGAAUCUGAUACUAUGUUAGACUGCUGCAUUCUAGAGCUUCUAGAUAAUUACAAUGGAUUAUUUGCUUUAAUUCCACAAGCUCCAAGUGUUCUUUGUGCCAUGUACCGACCUCCAAGUCCACAGACAUAUAAAUUGACACUUAUUGCAAAAGAUGGUUUGACGAAUGAUAGUUUGUCAUCUCAGGUUCAUUUCACAGUGAUCAUUCGAAGUGAUCCAAAUCUUAGAAUCUCAGAUAAAAGUGCUAAUCCACGUUUAAGUCAUCAGGGUGCAGAACACUUAACUGGCCAUCAAUCGAAUUAUGAUUAUACCAAUUCAAAUGAAGAUCCCCUACGUAAACAUUUCAGUUAUGGUGAAAAUGACCAACUGGACAAAGAUUAUCUUUACAGAUCAUCAAAUAUUGAUGGUAAUAUCAAUAAUGGAUUAUUAUAUUCUCAGUCGGCAAGUUCAACAUCACAGCAGUAUAAAUCAAGUCAUUCGAAACCAGUCUAUGGAUAUGGUCAACAGACAUUAAUUAUUAUUGUGAUGGCAUCUAUCGCUGGAGUAUUGUGUGUACUAUUGUUGGUUGCUAUUAUUCUAACAAAACGCUGUGCAUUCGACACUGCUUCGACAACAGUAACAGCAUCAACAACGACGAAAGAGUUUAUGAAAGAAGAACAGAAUAAUCAAAAUGACAAUACUAUUGGAAUGAAAAGUGCAUGUUCAACAGGUUCAACACCAUCUAAAACAAUGACUUUCAAUACAUUUCCUGUAAACAUUCACCAUAUCCAUCAAAAUCCUGAUUAUUAUGCAAAAGAGAUGAUAUAUCACCAUCCAAUGGAACAUAACUCAAAUGAAGCAUCUUAUGAUAUUUCACUUGAAAAUAUGAAAGUUCCUAGUUCAUCAUCAACCCUGUUAAACAAUUAUACAGCCUUUGUUCCAUCGAAUCUUGGACCGACCAACAAUCAUCUGCACGCUACUGCUAUUCACUCUCCACAAACUAGAACACUCCAAUGUCGAAUUCCUGUAGAAGAUUCAUUAUUCCACGAACAGAAAUGUGCACUGAUUAAACCAGCCAAUUCACUGAACCCAUGGUCCCCACCACCGCCUCAGCCGCCACAUUCACUAGGCAAAAAUCAAACCUACAUGCAAGUGAAUCUUAACAAUACUGGAAGUAUACCGGCAAAGACAUCACUCCAGAAUACAAAACCGAAUGAUACCUAUUCACAGAGUGUUUAUCAAACUAUAGAUACACGAUUGAUAAAAAUUCCACACUUGAAUGCUUCACUAAAUAACUCAGUAUGUAUUACGAAUGCAGUUAACGCCGCUACUCCUACACUGAAACGAGAUCAUUCUGGUAAACCGCAUGUGACGAAUUUGAACCAUGAAAAUAAUAGUAAUAAUAAUAACAGUAGUAAGGUGCACUUUAACAAAACAAAACCUACACUAUUAUUAAAAGAAAAUGUUCAACAGACAAAUGAUAACUUAAAAAUAUCAAAAAACACUGAUCCAGAAACCAGUGAAACCAAUGAAUCGUUAUUACGUAAACCUCUACUGCAAAGAGCUAACUCGGAGAGAUCGCCUUAUUUCCAAACUAGUUUUGUGCAUACACUCACAAAUUCUCACCUGCCUACUUUACACUGUAAACAUGACGACUACUGUGUUGAACAACCUCGAACUUAUUGUGAUGCUUAUGAUUUAGUGCAAUGA
Molecule: messenger RNA, 4643 nt
Organism: Trichobilharzia szidati
Lineage: Eukaryota; Metazoa; Platyhelminthes; Trematoda; Strigeidida; Schistosomatidae
Source: the annotation of a GenBank genome assembly